Ipomoea triloba (trilobed morning glory) is the source of this 455-nucleotide messenger RNA. RefSeq lists its product as uncharacterized. Bases 26 to 391 code for a protein of 121 amino acids. NCBI's taxonomy places the organism in Eukaryota, Viridiplantae, Streptophyta, Magnoliopsida, Solanales, Convolvulaceae. The record is from RefSeq and is a predicted model, not a curated record. The transcript is spliced from 2 exons.
UUGGGCGACGAACAACCGCAGAUCAAUGGGCAGCAACGGCGUCUCCUUCCUCCCCUGUCUUCCCGGCGAACUCGUAGCAGCGGUGGAGAUGGCGGGCAGUAGUGGCGGUCUCCUCCUCCCCGUCCGGCGCGAGCAACAUGAAGCGGUGGUGAGGUCGGCGGUCAUUGUUCUCUCCGGCAAAGCUCUCCCAGCAGUAAAUGGUGGCCGGCAUUGGACGGUGGAUGGCGGUGCGAUGCUAGUUCGGGCAAAGUGCUUUUGGCAGAGAUGGAUUAAUGUUUCCUGUUUGUUUUGUAAGAAAAGGUCAGGGCAUUUGAUGGAAAAUCGAACUUGGGAUAUGUUUCUAGGACUCACAUUGCCUUGGGCAUAUUCACUCAACCUUUUAAGGUUUUGAACUGUACAACUCAGAGAAUGUCUCGAGCAGUCAUAUCGAGUGGUUAACUAGGUUAACGCCUCAA